UACAUAGUAUGUCACUGAUGUGAGCUAGGUCUGUGUACGCUGUAUCAUGUACUUGUAGAAAUAAUGAUCAUCAUUAUUAUUAUUUUAGCAAGAUGUGCUUGUAAAUUUUCCUGCAGCUGCUACUGGAAUCCCGUCACUGACUCUUAUAGGGUGUCUGCGUGUCUUGCUUUCCAAAGACUUUCAGUGGCAAGGUUCACUUUUCCCUCUUAAUUAGUAUUUAUUGAAUUUUCUUUUAAAGAAUAUUUAUUUCAUUUACCGCCCAUAUUUGUGCAAUAUUUAUACCCCAACACUGGAAAAUAAGGCUUAAAACAACUUCUCACGUUGAAACCCUUAACAACAACAACAGAAGUAGUUUUACAUAUAUUGCAUGUGUUUUUGAAGACAAGAAGAGGAAGAAAACUAUCAUAGUACAGCUAGUCCAUGGGAAUAGGUUUUGAAUGUGAAGGAAGACUAACAUUGAAAGUGGUAUUUAUGGACCAGCAUAUAGGUACCAUGAGUUACAGCAAAAUGGAUGAUGGUUCAGUAGGUACCAAUAAGACAUUCAUUAAUAAGACAUUUGUCAUUAACGACGACUCUUACAUUAAAGCUGAGAAACCCAUAAUCAUAGAGGACCUGGCAGAUAUAGAUGAUGAUACUUAUGUAUAUUGUGAGACCGAAAUUGACCAGAUUGGAGUGGAUGGAACAGACGAUGUAAGACAAAUCAUUACUGUAUCCCAAGAUGAGGACAAUGAAAACACUGUCUGCCGAGUCUGCAGUAAGACAUACAAAAAUAAGAGUAGCUUAGCUACUCAUCUACGUGUCAAACACAAUCUCUCGACAGAAACCCGUGCCAAAAUGCCAUGUUUGGAAUCUGGUUGUGACUUUCGUGGGAAUCGAAUUGCCAGACUUAUUUCUCACCUGAUUCGAGCUCACAAGAUGAAAUUCCAGUGUGAGAAAGUGACGUUUCAACAGAAAGAUGAUUUUUGGAAAUGGAAAAAAGAGGCCGAGGAGAGGUGUCGAGCAUCAUAUUCAGCUCAAACUUCAGCAAAAACAAUGGUGUCUGGAAAUGUUAAAUUUUUUCUUCGUUGUCGUCGUAGUGGUUUUAUAAAACCUGUAGAUUCUAAGACAUCAAUGUCACGUGCACGUUUUGUAAAGAAAAACAGUAUGAAGAUUAAUGCUGUGUGCACAUCAUUUAUGGAAGUGAUUUUCUUAAAGGAAGGAGGAGCCACAGUUCACUUCUGUAGGACACAUUAUGGUCAUGAUGAAGAUGGUUCUCAUCUUAGGAUGAACACUGAGGAAAAGGAGAUGAUCAAAGAACUUAUUCUUGAGGGCUAUUCUGCUUCAAAAAUCAUUGCCAUAAUGAAAAUGCGUAUGCCUACUCAUCGUCACCAGCUCUUAAAGUAUGCCAAUGUUCGUAAUAUAUCUGUUAGACAGAAUCUUUUUAUGACUCGGGGCAAGGGACUUGUCGGAAGUAGUCGUAGGGUAUUUUUAAGGAAAAUACCGAAGUGCCUUUUGGUUAGACCAGGAGAGGAUUCUUCCAUGAGUUUGCAGGUCGAAAAUGAGAUUGAGGUGAAAGCAGAGAUAUCAGAAGCUGAUAAUUCUCAUCCAACUUUAAUUAUUCAGACUUACUCUCAAGAAAAUAAUGAGCACCAGGAAUUGAAACAGUUAAGGAAUGACAUUCAAACAAAAAUUGAAAGAAUAUCUCGGUUGACAUCAGGCUUGGUUUCAGACACAGCAUUAAGACAUUUAGGCGAGAGUCUAGAUAGUAUUACAAAAGCCUUGGAAAAGGAGAAACGUAUUGAAGUUAUCCCAGAAAAUUCUGAAGCCACAAGUAUAAAACAGAAUAUUAUUUUGCAUAAAGAUCCUGAUGGAAAUACUGUCUUACUUCUGUGUUCCAAUAAAAAUAUUGAGGAUUUAGUAGCUGAUAAAAGUCUGAAUGUAGACUUGAGGAGAGCAAAUUUUUGUGUAAGUAUAAAAAAAGAAAUGUAAAUAGUACUAAUAAUAGUAUAAAAUAAUAUUGUUUAAGUCACCUUUAAUCUUUCAGCAGUACUUAUGGCCAGUUCUGAAGCAGAAUAAAGGUUAUACUGCUGAAAAAGAAUAAAGACAGACACAUGUAGUAGAACAAGUUUUUGUCAAGACAACAUUUUACUCAAAGGAGAGUUAAAGUAAUAACUUGAAAAAGAACUCUACAGCAGAACUUGUCAUGAGAAAGGUUUGUUCUAUAGUGCUACUUGGGUAUUUGUCUCCAGUUCUGAAAUUAAUAAAAACUGAAUUAAUGCAUAUCAUCAGGGAUAGUUCAGGAUUUAAGUUUUCUUCAGAUUAUAUUUUUGGAGGGUUGUAGUGGAGUAUAUUGAUGUUUUAUAAUUUAUUAUAAUGAUUUUAGUACAGUACAUUGAUGUUUGAUAAUAUAUUCUGAUGAUUUCUUUUUGGCUGAUUACUAGAGAUUUUUUUAUAAUUUUUAUUAUAUUACAUUACCAUACAGUUUAAUAAUGAGUUUUAUUAAAGAAGAUUUUAUUGAAUUAUUGUGUACUGUCUACUCCAGAGAAUUCAGCUGCCCUCAUUUGUUUUUAGGCUAUACAGAAAUAACCUGCACUUAGGAGACUGAAAAUUAUGACAGUGUUUCACUCAACUUAUACCAUAAGUCAUGAGUGUGACUUGUAACUUAAUGUUGGACUAAAAUGUCGUCAUAAGUUUCAAUCUUCUAAAUGUGGUUUAUUUGUGUGUUUUUCCAGGUACAUGAAGUCAAAACUGCAGAUGCUGUUUUGACUUCAUGUAAUUAUAGUAUGUUUCAUUAACAAAUAACAGGUUAAGUGUAUGUAUGUUCAUUUUGUUGUGAAUAGUUUUUUAAGGCAUUUGGGGAAAAAUGGCUAGCCAAACUUGAGUCCUGGAGGGGGAUUUACACUCUGAAGGAAAGGUGAGAUGUUGCAGUUUGAAAGGUCAUAUGAAGUGUGAUAUCUGCUCACUUCAGGCAAGAAAGCUAUUGAAGGAUUGAUGGUGAAUGUAUGUUUUUUUUUUAUUUUUAUGUUCAACCUUCCUUGUUGGGAGACAGCCACUUUCAUUAAAAAAUGCUGUAAGGAUUGUUAUAUUAUUAUUAUUAUUAUUAUUAUUAUUAUUAUUAUUAUUAUUAUUAUUAUUAUUAUUAUUAUUUUUUAAUGCACUGGCUGUCUCUCACCGAGGCAGGGUGACCCGAAAAAGAAAGUCUUUCAUCAUCAUUCGCACUAACACUGUCUUUCCAGAGGUGUGCUGAUUUGACAGUUUAGAUGCCCCUCCAAACAGCAAAUAUCGCAAACCCAUCCUUUAUAGUGCAGGCACUGUACUUUCCACCUCCAGGACUCAAGUCCAGGUAACUGGUUUCCCUGAAUCCAUUCACACUGCUCACACUGCAACAGCUCAUCAGGUCCCAAAAACCAUUUGUUUCUGCUCCUAUCUAACAUGCUCACACAUGCCUGCUGUAUGUCCAAGCCCCUUGCACACUAAACCUCCUUUACCUCUUCCCUCCAUUCUUUCCUAGGAUGACCUCUAUCUUGCCUUCCCUCCACUGCAGAUUUAUACAUCCUCCAGGUCAUCUUAUUUUGCUCCAUCCUCUCAGAAUGACCAAACCACCUCAACAACCCCUCCUCAAUUCUCUGAAUAAUACUUUUUAGUAGCUCUUUACUUCCUUCUAAUUUCCAAACUACGAAUUCUCUGCAUGAUAUUUACACUGACAUUACAUCUCCACUGCCUCCAACUUCUUCCUCACCGCAACAUUCACAACCCAUGGUUCGCACCCAUAUAAGAGUGUUGGUACUACUAUACACUCACACAUUCCCCUCUUUAUCUUCCUGGAUAAUGUUCUUUGUCUCUACAAAUACCUCACUGCACCAUACACCCUUUUUUUUUUCCUUUCAAUUCUAUGGCUUACCUCAUCUCGUAUACCCAUUUACCGACACGUCCACUCCCUAAUACUUUCUGAACACAUUCACUUCUCCAUACUUCUUCCCUCCAAUCUGAUAUCCAAUUUUUCACUGCCUAACUUGUUUGAUACCCUUACUCUUGUCUAUGUUCAUUUUCAACUUCCUGUACACACCAUCACAAACUCGUCCACUAACCUUUGCAACUUCUCUUCAGAAUCUCCCAAAAGCACAGUAUCAUCAGCAAAAAGUUACUGUGCUGACUCCCAUUAUUAUUAUUAUUAUUAUUAUUAUUAUUAUUAUUAUUAUUAUUAUUAUAGAUAGUGCAGUAAAGCUGUUCAUGCUGAACAAAAUUCUGCCCAUAUUUUCAAGUUUGAAUAAAGUUACAAAAAUUAAAGAAGGAAAGAAAGUAAAAAAAAAGGACAAAUGUAUUUUGGAAAAUUACAUAUUACAGUGAAGCCCUUAGGAAAGGUUCUGAAAGUUAUUUUUUAUUUCACCUUUGUAAAGUCUGGUGCAGUGCUGUAUGGCCCUUGUGGGUUUGGCACUUAGUUAUGAUUGUAAUGUAAAGUCUGGCUAAAUUUAUUUUGAGAUGUCCUUUCACCAUGUGCAGAAUAUUUGCCAAACAAUUUUGUUUGUGCUUUCUGUAUGAAAAGCAACUAUGCAUUUUAGGCAUGAUGAUUGAACAUGCCUGAAUUAUAAUUUAAAGUUCUUUGUAUACAAACAAAGAAUUGUAAUGAAGAUCCACGUGUACAUAUUUUUCUGUCAGGUAAUUAAUUUUCUUUGUAUGUUCUCCAAACUUUUGUAAAUUCAUUAUUUAUUUCUUGUCAGUAAGUCACUAUUAUUAUCUCAUAUUUCUUAAAUUCUGUUGUAAGUUAAUCACAAAUCUCACUCUGUAUAUGUUUGGUUAUAUUAUUGUGUAUGUAACAUAGCAGUAAAUAAUAACUUAACUAGGAACUCAACAGGAUAAUUUUCAGAUUAUUGUUUGCAUAUGAUAAGUAUUAAAUACAGUAAUACAGUACUGUACAGGUUUAUGAUUUAAGGGCAGAGUUAAUUUUUGCUUUCCUCCGAAUUUAUAGUCUGUCUUUGUUAUACAUGCAAGACUUUGUUUUGUGUCAUAAGAGCAUAAGUAGUAGUUUUAAUCAAUCUUAUUUGUGAAAUAUUUUAUUUCCAAUUGAGGAAUUUGUCUUGGAAUAGGCCAUAGGUCUGAUGAUUCCUGGAACCAAUUAAAGUACAGUAUAUAAUUUAUAAAAAUUGUAGAGAGAACAAAAGGAGCAGGAAAUAAAGUACAAACUCUUAAUAA
Messenger RNA from Cherax quadricarinatus, 5169 nucleotides. RefSeq lists its product as uncharacterized. Lineage: Eukaryota; Metazoa; Arthropoda; Malacostraca; Decapoda; Parastacidae. The record is from RefSeq and is a predicted model, not a curated record.